GUAAGGCAGGAAGUCAGGGUGGGGGGCAGCUUUCGGGGCAGCCCGUCAGGGCCCCUGACUGGGAGGACGCCUUCCCUGGCCUUCAGGGCUGGAAUUUCACCAGAGCCCCCAGCGGCCAGGCAGGGCUCCUCCAGGUGGGCGCCCUUUGGCCCUCAACGUUCCCACUUGCCACCUCCCCCAUAUAAGUCCUGGGCCUCACGUGGGGGUUGCUGUGGUUGCCGUGGUGUGUCUGAUGGCAGGAGCCUCAGCCAGGGUCUGGGGUUGCUGCGUGGCGCUGCUGCUGCUGCUGGCUGCUCUGGGGCUGGGGCAGCGGCCACACCCCGAGCCUGGUCUCGCAGGCCUGUGGCACCGCUAUGACUGUGGGGUCAAGGGCAUGCAGCUACAGGUGUUCCCCCGGCCAGGCCAGAUGAUCCGCUUCAAGGUGGUAGAUGAAUUUGGGAACCAAUUUGAGGUAAACAACUGCUCUGCUUGCUACCACUGGGUCACCACCAAGCCCCUGGGACCUGCUGUCUUCUCUGCUGGUUACAAAGGCUGCCACGUGCUGGAGAAGGAUGGGCGCUCCCACCUGAGGGUGUUCAUUGAAGUUGUGCUGCCCGACGGUCGAGUUGAUGCAACACGAGACGUCACUCUGAUCUGUCCUAAACCUGGCCACACCUGGACUCCGGACACCCACCUGGCUCCACACACGGGCUUCUCCCUUCCCACCCCGCAGGCCCGGCCCCUCCACCCCACCCCAGAGCGCGGCCUUGUCCACGCAACCCCUACUUUGCUGUCCCUCAGACCUGGACCCACCACCCAUCCCACCCAGGCUCCACCCCAGUGGGGCACCCUGGAACACUGGGGGGGUUCUGAGCCACCUUACCCAGGUGCACAUCUGCCUCGGGAGCGGUGCCAGGUGCCCUCCGGGCCCAUCCCCUGUGGAGUGAGAAGAGGUUCGAAGGAGGCCUGCCAGCGGGCUGGCUGCUGCUAUGACAACAGCAGAGAGGUCCCUUGUUACUAUGGCAACACAGCAACUGUCCAGUGCUUCAGAAAUGGCCACUUUGUCCUGGUGGUGUCCCGGGAAAUAGCCUUGGCGCACGGGAUCACACUGGCCAGCAUCCACUUGGCCUAUGCCCCUACCAGCUGCUCCCCGACCCAGGAGACCAGGUCCUUCGUGGUGUUCCGCUUCCCUUUCUCCCACUGUGGGACCACAGUUCAGGUGGCUGGCGACCAGCUCAUCUAUGAGAAUCAGCUGGUGUCUGACAUCGAGGCCCAAACAGGGCCACAGGGCUCCAUCACUCGGGACGGCACCUUCCGGCUUCAGGCGCGCUGCGUCUUCAACGCCAGUGACUUCCUGCCGCUCCGCGCGUCCGUCUCCCCACGGCCCUCGCCAGCGCCCGUGACCCAGUCUGGGCCCCUGCGGCUCCAGCUGCGGAUUGCCCAGGACGAGACUUUCCGCUCCUUCUACGGGCCCGGGGACUACCCCAUCGUCAGGCUGCUCCGCGAGCCUGCCGCGGUGGAGGUCCGGCUCCUGCAGAGGGCGGAACCCGGUCUGGUCCUGCUGCUGCACCAGUGCUGGGCCACUCCCGGUGCCAGCCCCUUCCAGCAGCCUCAGUGGCCUAUCCUGUCCGAUGGGUGUCCUUUCGACGGGGACAACUACAGGACCCAGCUGGUGGCCUUGGACGGGGCAGGGCUGUCCUUCCCGUCCCACUACCAGCGCUUUACCGUUGCCGUCUUCGCCCUCCUGGACCCUGGCUCCCGGAGGGCCCUCGGGGGAUGGGUUUACUUCUUCUGCAGUGCCUCUGCCUGCACCCCUUCGGGGCUGGAGACGUGCUCCACGACGUGCAGCUCUGGGCCUGCGAGACGGCGAAGAGCCUACGCCCCCCACAGCAACGACGCCGAGCGCCAGAACCUCGUGAGCUCUCCAGGGCCAGUGGGCUUUGAGGGCUCUUACAGGCAGAAGCCUCCACCGGGGACCACAGGCUCCCCCAGGAACACCGACCAGAGGCCUCUGCUCUGGGUGGUCCUUCUGCUGGUGGCUGUGGCCCUGGUCCUCGGGGUCGGUGUUUUCGCGGGCCUUACGCAAGCCAAGCGCAGAAGCUCCAGGAAGACAACAGAGGGUGAAGGGGCUCAAUAAACCGCUGUCUCAGG
Ailuropoda melanoleuca (giant panda) is the source of this 2130-nucleotide messenger RNA. RefSeq names its product zona pellucida glycoprotein 1 (gene ZP1). Lineage: Eukaryota; Metazoa; Chordata; Mammalia; Carnivora; Ursidae. Gene Ontology annotation, molecular function: structural constituent of egg coat; acrosin binding. Gene Ontology annotation, biological process: prevention of polyspermy; binding of sperm to zona pellucida. Gene Ontology annotation, cellular component: egg coat. The record is from RefSeq and is a predicted model, not a curated record.